Molecule: messenger RNA, 975 nt
Organism: Glarea lozoyensis ATCC 20868
Lineage: Eukaryota; Fungi; Ascomycota; Leotiomycetes; Helotiales; Helotiaceae
Product: RING/U-box
Exons: 2
Coding region: 1-975 (324 amino acids)
Source: RefSeq, a predicted model, not a curated record
AUGUGUAAAGUCUUCUUCCCACAAUACACAGGCUGUCCCAGCCACCACACGCACAAAGACGAAGUAAUCCUCUGCUUCUGCGAUAAACGCGGUUGCCCUGGCGUCACCAAACUCUUCGUUCCACUGACAGACCAUUGCGAGAUUUGUCUCGUGAAAUUUAAAACUCCAGGCGCUCCAAACAUAACGAAUCUAUUGGAGCCCAUGUUUUCGGGACGCCGACAGACUUUCCAGGAUCUCACACCUAGCAUGCGAAAAGCAUGUCAGGAUAUCAUGGCAAUUGCUCCGCAACCGCAUAAUGGCUCUGUGACGAAUUUUCUACUACGAGAUAAGAAGACAGGUGCGGCACAUACUUUCAAUGUUUUCACACCUUGGAUAGACACGAUUUCGGACUCCGACUUCAAAUUCCUACAUGAAUUAAAGGAGGCAUUAUCGUUGUAUUAUCUAGAGGCGAUGAAAUGUCCAACACUCGCUGGAUUCCUCAAUGGUGUGAGAGUGAACGGAUUGAAACAUGAGCAUAUUCAAGAUCCUCCAGCAAGGGUUCGAGAGGAGCGCAACAGUGUACUGCUUGCUCGACUUGCUCGUACCGUACCAGAAGUAACGGUAGGGGACGAGCUAGAAGAUCCGAAUUGCACGAUCUGUCGCGAGCCUCUUGGAAAGCCUGAGCCGGUGGUCAAAUUACCGUGUGGCCACCUGAUAGGAAAACACUGUCUAAAUGAGUGGAUCCGGAAAUGGGAUCGUGACAGCGCAUUGAGAGUUUGUACGCUCUGUAAUGAAGGAGUUGGCUUGACUGAGUUAGGCGACGAGCCCGUAGGCGACACGCUUGCUGGUUUUGAGCCUGCACUACCAGGAACCGAACCUGACAGCUGGCAAUUUAAGAAAAUGAUCGAAAAGGCAGUUGAGGAGGCUUGUAAAAGGGACGUCGAGCCCGUGCCGGGUCCUUGGUGGAUGACAGCGUUGAAAAGUGCCGUCUCGUGA